This is a messenger RNA of Microthlaspi erraticum, 1038 nucleotides long. NCBI's taxonomy places the organism in Eukaryota, Viridiplantae, Streptophyta, Magnoliopsida, Brassicales, Brassicaceae. The record is from the annotation of a GenBank genome assembly.
AUGCUAAGUUUGAAUGUCUCCGAUUCGCUUCGUCUUCCCUUCCUAAACUCAAAGCCUCCCAAAUCCGAUUCGCCUUCUUCCUCACCGUCGAGAAGAUGCGUUGUCUCCGCUUUUCCAAUCCGGAUCGGUUUUCCGGUUCAAUUUCGUCGAAAUCAAUCUCGGAUACGGUUCAAGAAAGCUGAAUCUGAAGAAGAAGAAUGUAGAAGUCUUGAAUUUGUGGUUAAACCAUCAAGAAGAGAGACUCAUCAGAGAGCUCUCAAGUUCUUGGCUCUGUCUGGUUCUUCGCUGGCGUUACUCGGAAGUGAUCAAGCUUUUGCAGCGGUUACGCAGAUUCCGAACGGGAUGAUGCAGACAUUUGUGACCUCUCUUGGAGACCUCGGAGACAUUAGCUCAGGUUUUGCUUCGGCGUUCUUGCUUAUCUUCUUCUCUGAACUUGGAGACAAGACUUUCUUCAUUGCUGCUCUGUUAGCUGCAAGGAACAAUGCUGUUACCGUAUUCGCAGGGACUUUUGGCGCUCUAGGGAUAAUGACGAUAAUAUCUGUAGUGCUUGGACGAACUUUCCACUAUGUUGAUGAAAUUCUUCCAUUCAGGUUUGGUGAAACAGAUUUGCCUAUAGAUGAUAUUGCAGCAGUUUGUCUUCUGGUUUACUUUGGUGUUUCAACGUUAUCAGACGCUAUUUCAAACGAUGGACUUAAAGCUGAUGAAGAACAGAAAGAAGCGGAGCUAGCUGUUUCAGAGCUUUCAGGUAAUGGAGCUGGUUUAAUAGCAGCAGCGAACACCAUCAUCAGCACCUUCGCGUUGGUUUUUGUUGCGGAAUGGGGUGACAAAUCCUUCUUCUCAACAAUCGCUCUUGCGGCUGCGUCAUCGCCAUUGGGUGUCAUCGCUGGUGCAUUGGCUGGUCAUGGUGCUGCGACUCUUCUUGCUGUUUUGGGAGGUUCUUUGCUAGGAAAUUUCUUGUCAGAGAAGGCAAUUGCUUAUGUCGGAGGAGUUUUGUUUCUCGUGUUUGCUGCUGUGACGGUAGCUGAGAUCAUUACGUAA